UGUAGAUGUCGUUGAAGGCAAAGGAAUUGUAUUUUUUUGUGUUUAUUUGGGCAUUUGCGUCAACUGAAGGAAACCGUAAGAAUAAUUUUUUUCUGACGUAUAACUGUUUUAAUAUUUUAUAAGAUAAAUUGAUAUUUAAAUGUUUAUUAUUUAAAUUUAUAUAUUAUUGUUGCUCUAAGUUUAAUUCCACUUAUAGAAGAUCAUAACGUGGUUGGAUUUGGUCGGAACUUUUAUUAUGGCAAGGAAGGUCGUAGUGCAAAAAUUUGUCUUGUCAUUAAAAAAUACGUGGAACCCAUCACUGGAGUGUAAGCAUAUAUUAUUUUUGUCAUCUUGUAAAAUUCACAUAAAUAUGUUGGUUUUUUGCCCUGACAUAGAGUUUUUUGUAGCAGUUUAUGCUGUAACCAAUGCCAUUAUUUAGAUUAUAAUAUAACAUUUGCCUCAACCACUUCGUCAUAUCCAAUUCCUAAAUAUUUAAUUUUGUACCACCCGCAAAAUUUUUCUUUCUACACAUUCUAUGAUUAAGUGCAUAAGAUAUUUUGAUAGCCUUUUCAUUUGAUACAUUAAGGAUAACUACUACAGAUGAGACCGCGAAAGGUGGAGUCGAUUACAACGAUACCAUGCUACCAGUUAAUAUAACGACAAAUUCUUCAAGUUCAGUGUGCUAUACUAUAAACCUAUUGGAUGAUGGUGAUUCUGAGGGAUUCGAAACGUUUACCGUUGUUUUCACGACAAAUGAUACUGAUGAUCAAAUAUAUCGAAGUAGAUCUACGGUUACUAUUACUGAUGAUGAUGGUAAAUAUUGUAUAUUGAUGUUUUUUACCAAACAAGACGCCUGAUUAGGCGUUCACACUGACAUGAAAAUGACGACAUACGUGCUAUGGCGCAAUAGAAUAGAAUACUAAUCGUGAACCGCAAGCAAGUUACCGAGUAUUUACCCCCUUUAAAACGAAAAGCACCAUUGUAAUCCUGGGGGGGGGUCAGCCGUCAAACAUUACACAAAUCCGAACGAUAAUAUAUUUAGUCACUGCUUGGCCAAACAUUCUGUAUUACUGAAAAUGGCGACAUACGUGCUAUGGUGCAAUUGACAAGAAUAAAAUCGUGAACCGCAAGCAGGUAGUAUGGAUUUAAAAAAUGAAAGACCUGUUCGGGAGACCUAUGAUGCAAAUCUAUAAUUAUGUAAAUGAACACAAGUACACAACGGAUGUUUAUGGGUCUACAAUGUAUAUUUAUAGUUGUUUAUUAAAAUUAAGUUGUGUAAGCAAACUGUUUAACCUUUAGGGAAAUACAUUUAUUAUGCCGAGGGGGAGGGGACGAAAAUGUUAAGGGGGGAGGGCACCGAAAUUUUUUCUGGCAUUAAGGUG
Molecule: messenger RNA, 1361 nt
Organism: Paramuricea clavata
Lineage: Eukaryota; Metazoa; Cnidaria; Anthozoa; Malacalcyonacea; Plexauridae
Source: the annotation of a GenBank genome assembly